UUGCAGUGGCGGAUUCAUGAUUCUUAAUAACUUAUUUGUCGCUUGCGUUGAUUUCUCAAAACUUCUGAUGAUAAAACGGUCAUAUAUAUUGAACAUCCACUUACCACUCUUAAAAUUUUGUUAGAACAAAACACGAAAAUAGCUUAGAUGAUGAAUUGUUCGAUUCAUUUUUAUGGAGAAUAUCGCAUACAAUAGCUGGUUUUAAGGUCGAUCGAUCCUCAUAUGAUGUCAUAGGUUUUUGCAAAACCUUUAUUUAAUUAAAUUUUGCACAUGAUAGAAAUAUAUCUCUCAGAGGAAUUUUGUUCACUGAAUAAAAUAAAAAAAUUGGUAAACUUUUGAUACUGAAUUUAAAAAAUGUUGUCAAGGGUAAUAAGUCCUAUGCUGGAAUUUUCUCUACUGCAUGUCUAUGGCAAUGCUUUCCCUAAUAUCCACAAUUAAUUUUGAUAUAUCUAUGAAUUAGCAGUUUUCUUGAACUGUUGACAUUUAAAAUAAGUAAUUUCAACAAGUUUUAAUCAAAUUUCAUUAUUCUGUUUAACGAAAAUGUGUGAUUUUUUAUGUUGAUAUACAAUGUAUACUUCUGUUUUUGUAUGUCUGACAUCUUUAAAAAGGUGGCAACAUAGACAUUUUCUUUGGUUAUUGAUUAAAUUAAACUAUAUUGAGUGGAAAUUAAUACAGUUUUUCAACUUUCAACCAUUAAUAUUGAUAAGUCACAUGAGGAUCGAUCCAUCUUAAAUCCUAGUGUUCGACCUGGUUCUUGGUGUCCAAAUGCCCGGCGUGUGAUUGCUGAUAUCAUGUACAUUUAUCUGCAACUUUCGUUGAAAAUCCAAUUUAAAUGAUAAAACAAGAAAUAUUUUAACAAUUAAUUGACAUCUGCAGAUGCCCAGUUUAACUCUCGGCAUAUGGAUCAUAUUAUCAGUCAAAGGUUUGUGACCCACCACGUUGCUCACAAUGUAAAAAACAAAGUGGUGGUAAAGAUAUAUAACUAUUUUCUUUCCUUUAUUGCAUUUAGAAUUUAUAAAUGUAAGAUGUAUUGUAGAGUUGUACAGGUUGAUGAGACGAGUGAUUUUGUUAUUCGUUCCAUCAAGGAAUACUUGAGAUCACACUGUCAAGUUCUCAGGUUUUUAUAUAAAACAAAAGAACAGAAACUUUUUCAAAAUUUUGUAUCCAAUCUCACUGGUAUUAAACUGAUGAUAGUAGCGAUCGUUACUAUCAUCCCAAGAUGGCGGAAGGAAAUUCCGGAAAGACCAUGUUUACUUAUUAUAUCUAUUUGUAUUGUUUAUUUGCGAAUGAUAUGUAGGCAAGAAAUAUCAUACACUAGCAACAAUUACGAUCAGGUGUUAUUUUAUUUUUUAUACGGCUCAUAUGAAUAGAAAAUUCGUCGUUGAAAAAACCAGCGAGGAUGAUAGUAACGGAAAUGAAUGAUGAUAGUAACGUAAAACUUCCGUAUCUUUGCCUACAUAUCAUUCGCAAAUAAACAAUACAAAUAGAUAUAAUAAGUAAACGUGGUCUUUUCGGAAUUUCCUUCCGCCAUCUUGGGAUGAUAGUAACGAUCAGUUUAAUACCAGUGAAUCUAUAGUUAUACUAUGAAAUUCUUUAUAUGAACAUUUUUAACAUAUAAAAUUUAAACAUUGUUACUACUGCUAUUAUAUCUAUGCAUGCAUAUGUAUGUAUACAUGUGUAUAUCUGUGUAUUAUAUAUACUUGUGUUAUAUCUGAAGCCACUAUUCAGAGAGUCCUGUCCUCUAUUAGAGCUGCCCAAUGAGUCGGAUAUGAACUGUCGUGAUAUGUGUGGACUCAUUGUGGCAGCGUGGCGUUUUUGAAAAAAACAAACACCAAAAAACCAACUUAUCUUUACUAUACACACACUGCCAAAUAUGUUUCUUACGAAGUAUUAUUCCGUCACUUGAAAUUAUGUUGAUGUAAAUUAUUAACUACAAUGUGUUUGACAUAUACUGUAUCUAUUUUGAUUUCAUGGUAAAAUAAUAAGCAUAUCUUAUACACAUUGUAUCUUAUACAUGUAUUUCAUUUGUUUUGUAUAUGUUUUGUCUUGUUUCAUAAAUAAAAAUCUUGAAACUUCAAAAAAAAAAAAAAAAAAAGUGGUGGAUCACAAACCUUGUGAGAAAUGUGAUGGAUCACAAACUCUUGACAUAGAAAGAUGAGUGUCCAUAUAAGCAAUGAAGGUUCUGGGGUAAAUUUUAUCCAAAUUUUCAAUUAAUAGCCCUGAUAUAUGUACACCCCUUAAAAGUUCGACUCCUCUUCCCAGGAAAAUGAAAACCAGGCUGAAGCUAGCAGCCACUAAUCAGCAGCCAAUAAGCCCGCAGACGCUAGCAGCCACUAAGGAAAAUCAUCAAAGGACUGAGAGUACUCAUAAAAUGAUCCACACAUGAAUUUUGUUGGAACAAUCUACGUCAGUUAUAAUCGAUGGUUAAUAUACAUUGUGAUUAACAUAAUUUAUCAUUAAUUAAAUAAACGACUACCGCUCCAGCUCUCUUUCAGAUCACAGAGAUGUACAUAUCAUGGGAGAACUCACCUGCAUCUUAUCCUGUUUAUCAGCUGGUAGGAUUUAAGAGGUACAGAAUAAAACACGGGACUUCCGUUUCCGGUAACUUGAUAAUUUCCCCUGAUAAAAUGGCUGCGUUUGUGGACGGAAAGGGAUUUACAGUAAAACCAGGCACCAUUAAUGUUUACGUUGGACCGAGCGUGUCUACUUUUCUGAAUGGAACUUUCGUCAUAGACGGUAGUGUAAGCAGUUCCGGAUUGACGCGGAUGGAAUUGAAAACUACAGCUUUGUUACAGUUGUCUGUGCUGUUUCUUCUCUAUAUUUAGAAUUACUCUGUAUUGAUAUAAUGGAUAUACAAAUUCUUACUCGAAGGAGAAUAUCAAACAGUUGCGAAUCGUUCAAGAAAUUUACAUGCAUAUUUUUUAAGGUGGAUCGAUCCUCAUGUGAUGUCAUAGGUUUUUGCAAAAAUCUUAAUAAUUUAAACUUCGCGUAUGAUAGAAAUAUAUAUUUCUGAGGAAUUUUAUUCACUGGAUAUAAUGAAAAAUCUGGUAAACUCUUAAUACUGAAAAAGUUUAAAUUUUUCAUAGAUAAUCAAUUAUUUAUGAUUUUUAAAAUUUUGUCAAGGGCAAUAACUCCUGUGCUGGAAUUUACUCUACUGGAUGUCUAUUAUACAUUGGUUUCCCUAAUAUCCACAAUCAAUCUAUACAUAUUUAUGAAUUAUCAGGGUUUUUUUUUUAAACUGUUGAUAUUUAAAUUUUGUCAUUUGAACAAGUUUUUAUCUAUUUUUAUUAUUUUGUUUAACGAAAAUGUGUGAUUUUCUGAUGAUGAUGUAUACUUCUGAUUUUGUAUGUCCGACAUCUUUAAAAAGGUGGUAACAUAUACAUUUUCUUUGGUUAUUAGUUAAAUUAAACUAUAUUGAGUGCAAAUUAAUAAAGUUUUUUUUCCACUUUUAACCAUUAAUAUUGAUAAGUCACAUGAGGAUGGAGCUACCAUAGGCGUAGCUUGGGUUCAAAUAUUACCUAGGCAGGGGGUCUGGGGGGCGCAGCCCCCCAGAAGCUAUCGACAUUUUAACAACAUAAAAGGUGUUUUUUUUUGCCUCAAUGGAAGCUACGCCACUGGCUACCUUCAGAAAUAAAUUUUAUUUUUGAUAACACAUGAGGGUAUGAACUGCGAUGUUUCACGCCGGCCUACUUCGUGAAACGCUUUAGUUGGUGCCUCAGAAAAGGCAACCGGCGUCAGGCACCGUAGCUCAUACACUUUUGCAUUUCCAAAACUAAAAUUCAUUUUUUUAUAUCCACAUUCUACUUUCGUUUCUGUCAGAAUUCUUACCCGUUGAAAUAGACGUACAUAUGUACUAUAUUGUCAAUCGCAUUGUUCACAACGCAUUCGUGCGCAAAUGACUUAUCUCAAUUACAAUUUGUAAAUUAUCAAAGGUAAAAACAGUGGAAAUGUAGAUAUCGUCCAAUAUUCUACACGAGUUUGUCCUAGGGAGAUUCUGCUUUAAGAUUGGAACAGAUGAAACCUACUCAGUAGAAUACGGGUAUUUUACCUUCGUUGGACAUAACCAGUAGCAUCUGUAAUAGGUAUAAUUCACGGGAAAGAUGACUGGAAACAAUCUUUUUUUUAAUUUUUGAAUUUCAGAAAGUCGAAAAUAAACAUGUACUUAUGCAUUCACUGUUCUCAUCGCUUUGAUAUACAAGGACAUUGGUACCGACUCGUCCAUUUUCGUGGUCGAGCGGCACGCAUGUGCACAAAAUCAAAAUUAGGGUUACAAUGAAUUUUUGACCGAGCUAUAAAUAGAUAGCUGAAGAACAUGUAUUCACCAGAAUUUACUGAUUAGCGAGGAGAGAGGAAAUUGCCUUCCUUCUGUCUGUAAUUCCGUCUGUUGCACGAUUUACAGAUAUUUGUUUACGUCAUCUUUAAAGUGGUUUUGUUGUCACUACACGCUUAAAGGGCCUAUGCAAUGAAAUCGUAUUUAAAAAGAAUUUUCUUUACUGAGUUGAGCGUAAAAAAACCGCAUCAAAAUCGGUGCAGAAAUAACAGUUAUCGAUCGUAUAGAGUGGCAAUGCAGACAAUCAGUAGUGGACUUAAAUACAGUGUAGGUUCUGCCUGCUGCCCAAACCUAUUCUGAUAUAUAAUAAUAAAAUAUUUCUAAAAAUAAAAAAUGCAACAAGGGUCAAAAUAGAUGAUUAAAUAUAAAUAAUGAUUUAAGAAAAGUAUCGAUUGCUUCCUAGUAUAUCUGUUCGCUGAAUCCCUGUCCUUGAACUCGCUCCUCCCUCCCACUUACUCGCCUCCAAGUGUUAGUGCUGUACUUGCUUACAUUUAAUUUCAGAGCCAAUUGGAAAACAUUUGUCUUUAAUAUAUAUAAUAAAAGAUUUAUAAACAUGGUUAUAUAUCAUGAAGGGAAACUUUUGGCCCCCUUAUCUGUCCGUCUAUGAUAUGUUUUUCGGUAGUAUACGCCAUUAAUCUCUGCUGGUCGAUUCUUUAAAAAAAAAGAAGCUUACUGCAGGAAAAAGUAGGAAUAAAUGUAUAAUGAAAAGGUAUUUGUUUAUCUGAAAUAUGCAUCUCUCGUGGAUACGUGUACGAUAUUAUCACUUUUCAACAAUAUGCAAGAAACUGCCAAACAAAAUUUCUUGAAUUCUAAGCCAUCAACAUGUCUUGCUUGUCAGAACAGUGAGUGAUGGUUUGAAAAAUCCCCAGAGCUGCCUGUUUGGUAGUAAAAUAUGCUGUUGAUUCACUGCAUUUCAUGGCUAACAUCAUAUCUUGACUUUAAUUAUGUGUAAGCUGUGGUGAAGAUAAAAACAUCGGAAACUCGAUCGGAAAUGACCAUGACUCUACAGGAAGUCCCGACUGAAAAGUGACCUUCUCAGUAGGAGGCAAGUCGGGUAACAAAGGAGACCGCCAUUUCCUUCUCACUGCCCAGAAAGUUCCAACAUGACUCUACCGGCAAAGAAAUAGUCUCCUUCUGUGUUACUUUGGAUUAUUUUAGUUCUAAGAGUAAUUGCUUUCAACUCCACCCCGGAAAUUAAGACCUCUUACAAACUUAUUGUCGCUUUUGAGUCAGACAGGAGGUGACUGUUUUCUGUUAUAACCACUUCUUGCAGCACGCUAAGGAUAGACAUGUGUUAUAUAGUACUAGGGAUUAUUUGUGUUUUUCACGUUUUAGGUGUACAAUCCUGGAACUGUUCUUCGGGAUUUCAAGCCACAAUUCUUGGAACAUGCGGAGACAUCAAUGAAUGUCAGGGUUCAGCGCCAUGUACUAAGGGCACCUGUCAGAACACCAAUGGAUUCUUCUACUGUGAUGACAGUCAAUCCAUCGAUUUAAAUAAACGGGUAGCUUGUGGCUCAGUGACGUGCGAAAAUUUCGCGAUUUGUGUGAAUAGCAAGUGCGUCUGUCAACCUGGAUACACGGGCUCGACGUGUGCCGUUCAACUGUCCUGCGACAAAAUGUGUAGAAACAAUGGUACAUGCGACUUUCAAGGAACACAGGAAGUUUGUAUCUGCGCCAACGGUUAUACCGGAAGUGAAUGUCAGUACAGCCUCAACAUAUGCUCUCAGUCCACCUCAGUAUGCUUAAACAGUGGCAUUUGUACAUUUGGAGCCUUUAAUAAGUUCCCAACCUGUGAAUGCCAAGGAAACAACAUUGGACUCUUUUGUGAAGCCACGAAGAACUGCAGCACUUCAUGUUACAGUAGUAACUUAAACCUGGAGUGCAAUGGAGGCUGUCCAUGUACCAGCGGUUCCUAUGGGGACGCCUGUCAAUAUAAAAUCGACUGCAGCUGUGAAAAUGGCGGUGUAUCUGUUCCCGAUGGUACGAACUCUUGUCGGUGUGUGUGUCCUGAGGGAACGAGUGGAUCCACCUGUGCAGUCGACACGAUCAACGAAUGUAGUUCUUCCCCUUGUCUAAACGGAGGCACGUGCGUGGACGAAAAAGGAUAUUACAGCUGCCAAUGUACGGCUAGUUACUCGGGAUACAAUUGUGGCGUCCGGUGUGAGCUUAAUAGGAAUUGCAUUUGGCAAGAUUGCCUGCAAUGCAAGAAUAAGUUUGCUGACGGUGUUUGCGACAGUGAGUGUAACAAUGAAGGGUGUCUGUUUGAUGGCUUUGACUGUCAAACUAAGACAUCUGACGUCUGCAACGGUACCUAUGACAACGGGACAGUAAUCGAUGGCCUGAGCGAUAUCUGUGUGGCUUAUUUUGAUAACAACGUAUGCGUCAAUAGGUCAACGUCACAAAAAUACUGUGAAAACGAAGUGUGUGGAAGCGAUGGGUUUGACUGUUUAUCAGACAAAAGACAUCCUUCGAACAUCACCGGAGUAAUCGUGGUGGAUUUUGUCAUCAAAAGCACGACAAACAAUGAGACUCUUAUAAAUGAAUCUAUCCCGAUAUUGUUCGGCAAGUACAUGCCUUAUUAUCUCAGUGUUGAUCAAGGACUUCCGGGUUUUUUUAUUCGGCGACUGACAGUUGACUCUUUUAGUGCUGGCACAGGCUCACAGAUGUUCAGUCAAUUAGGAUGGUUGAAAUACCGGAUUUUCUACAACGUGGUAAACAAGCCAGGCUGCGGCAGCGGUUCCUCCUUUCCGUGUUGGUCCAAUAUUACUAGCGUGUCUAGAUACCUAGCGUUAACCGUUACAAGCAUCCUCUCAAGUUACGUUGACAGCGUCGUCGAACUAUUCCCUUGCAUGGAAGGUUACUAUGGAGACAGAUGCACGAUGACGUGUAGUUCCAAUUGUCAAUCAAACAGUGAUGGUCGGACGUGCGAAAUGGAUAGCGGAAAGUGCAUAUCCGGUUGUAGCGGCACUUCAUAUACGGGAGAUAACUGCGAUGUGAAAUGCGGUAGCAACUGUAUCACUUCCUGUUUAAGCAGCACUGGAGUUUGUUCUCUAACGUCCAGCAAUACAAGAUGCACUGCAGGCUAUCAGGGUUUAUAUUGUAACGAAACGUGCAGUACAGAAACAUUCGGCAUUGACUGUGCAUUUAACUGUUCAUCCAAUUGUGAAACUGGUACUUGCAACACAAUGACUGGCCACUGCACGUGUAAAGUGGGCUACCAGAAAACGGACCCCACGUGUAGAACGGAAUGUGCAUCUGGUACCUAUGGAAACAACUGCAUAGGCACCUGCAAUCCCUGUGGAAAAGGCGUAGCCUGUAGUAUUUUUGACGGAUCUUGUCCCUCAUGUCCAGUGGGUAAACUCGGGUCAUUAUGUGAUCAAGAUUGCCCGGACUACUCUUAUGGUGCUGGUUGCUCCCUGAAAUGUAGCGCUAAUUGUGAUACGGCGUGCGACAAAACCAAUGGGACGUGCUCUCCGUGUAAAACAGGUUACGAGGGCGUGUACUGCACAAUCAAGUCCAAAUCAAAUGAGGCUACCCUCGCAGACCCAUCCAGUGAUAUGCAAUCAACUAUCAUUGCUGCUAUCAUCAUCAUUGUAUCUCUUUUGGUCAUCGCCGGCAUCAUUGCCUUCAUCCUAUGGAGACGACAGCAGGGUACACAUUACGAAUUGCAUGAAGUUGAACCCCUAAACACAAAAAAAUCAAAUGCUGAAGGUAACGGACACCCACUCGAAAUGAAAGAAAACCUAGGUUUUACAACAGCUACAGUGGAAAAUGAGAAGAUGAACGGCGAGGAAGCAAGACCUUUACUAGAACAAAGCGGGAAAGUGUAUGCUGGGGAUCAAACAGAGAAUACUGUAAAACCUUCCGUAGAUCAAGAGAAUGCAAGUAACGAUACUUCAUCAACCGCACCAUUACAGGAGAGCACAAAGAUUGAUGACGUCAAAGAUGACACGGAAAGAGACACCGCUAAUAAUGAUGACGGUCCUAAAAUUGAUUUGAAAUAUAUUGAUGGAAUUGAAAGUAAAGACCCAUCAUUAGAAGAUGUACGGGGAACAGUCAGAGGUGACAUGGUCACUGAACCUGAACAGGAUUCAGACUUAAAAAUAGAUACAGUGACAACACAAAGAGCAGAUGAAUAGAUCAUGUGUUGUCUUUUCUAAUUUUUUCUCCAUUCAUUUCAUCAGUGCUGUCAAAUUUUGUUUGCUUGAUCUCCAUUAACACAUGUUUGUAAUUUAAAAGAUAUAUAUUUUUAUAUCUACCAUGUACAUGAAAACUGUAUAAUGUACCUAUUUAUGUAUGACAACAUCUUAUAUUAACUAAUGAUGAAAAUUUGUAAAUAUUCGUGAUAUUCAUUCAUUCUAACCAAUGCAAUAUUCCAUAGGUACAUGUAUUUUUUUUUAUUACUUCAAAUAAAUUGAACAACAACUUU
Molecule: messenger RNA, 8759 nt
Organism: Ostrea edulis (European flat oyster)
Lineage: Eukaryota; Metazoa; Mollusca; Bivalvia; Ostreida; Ostreidae
Product: fibropellin-1-like
Exons: 17
Coding region: 5620-8469 (949 amino acids)
Molecular function (GO): scavenger receptor activity; calcium ion binding
Source: RefSeq, a predicted model, not a curated record